Molecule: messenger RNA, 1869 nt
Organism: Stereum hirsutum FP-91666 SS1
Lineage: Eukaryota; Fungi; Basidiomycota; Agaricomycetes; Russulales; Stereaceae
Exons: 2
Coding region: 1-1869 (622 amino acids)
Molecular function (GO): protein binding
Source: RefSeq, a predicted model, not a curated record
AUGGCAUCCGAUACGUCCCGAAGAGCCUUUUGGGCGCAGCUCAAAAAAACUAGGAUUCCUGAGACGCUGAAUUGCGUUGCAGACGACGUGCAGCUUCGUGUCAAAGCCUGCGAUGACGAAAUCGCUUUCGCUCGUGCCUACGUCCAAGAACUCAGCGCCGCGCGUAAUGCCCUCGUAUCUACCACCCAAUUCCCCUCCGAGAUAUUUACGUCCAUUUUCCACUUCCUUGUGCCUGUACUCUCGGAGACACGCAGCCUCGGGAAGUGGAAUCCUUUGGACACGGAUUCUGAGAUUGCCGCUGGCACACGCUCCCUCAUUGCAGCUUCUCACGUCUGUCGGCGAUGGCGCGAAGUAGCGCUCGAAUGUUCCGCUCUGUGGACGGUUCUGUGGACGGAGAACAUCUUCUGGCUGCCCGAGAUGCUCAAUCGCGCAAAGAAUAUGCCAUUGGCCAUCGUGCAGCCGCAAAGUCACGGUUUUCAGCCCUGGUCCCAGCCACAGCAGGCUAGCCCAAGGAAUCCGAGCGAGAACAUAGACUUUCUCAUACCACUGCUCUUUGAUACAAAGCAGCCUAGAUAUCUGUGCUUAUACCUAAAUAUGCAGAGCCAAGUGUCAACGGACUCCUGGGCUGACGUAUUAUUACGGCCAGCUCCUUACCUGGAGGUUUUAGAGGUGGUGGUCACGGUACUGCCUCCCGAUUUCCUCCCGUUCAGCAUUCCUGCCACCUUACUUGGACGAAACGCCCCUGCUUUGAGGAGUCUAAUAUUGCAGGGUCCUAUCUCUCACGAGGCCUUAUGGCCCUCACCGGUGCUCCGUGGACUUGUAAGCCUGCAGUUAGGAUCGGCCCCCAUGGCGUUCAUGGGGAACGUAUCACUACGGGAUGUGCUGAAAGCUCUUCGACACAUGCGACAGCUGGAGACAUUAACCAUUGAAUUCCCCUCAAUAUAUCUUCAAUCUUCACCGCAGGCAUCCUACUUUCUCUCGAACAGCACGCAGGAAGACGGUGCAAUUCACCUUCCACGACUUGCACACUUAUGCAUGAAAGGUAGCGUGAUGGACAUGACGGCUCUUUCGAAAUGCAUUGUGAUCGCACCAAACGCUGAGAUGCAGUAUGAUAUCACGCUCUCUAUUACAGAUGUCUGCUCUCAAUUAGCAGACGAUAUUUCAGCACUUUUGCACCCAGCUCCUAUGACUCACUCAACAGUCGAGACAUACGAAAUCACCUUCUCCGCCCAGACUGAUCCCAUGAUCGGUAUCCGAUGCUGGGACCAAGUGCUCGCACUCGACCAUUCUUCGUUACGGCACCCUAGAUGCCCGAGAUUGGCACUUACUUUCUUCGUUUACACCAAUCAUGUGGUUGGGCAAUUCCCGCUCAGCGUAUCCGAUUUCCUUGUGCGAAAUACAAGGGCACUCAUCGACAUAAUGGACAUGCUAUCUCCCUUCCUUCCUUUUGACCGCUCUCGUGACUUACGAUUGCUCCUGGAGGGUUGGGGGUCCGAUCCUGACAUCUUAGCCACCCGUAAUGAUUCUACCCGCGACCGCCUUCUCCAGCACUUCUAUACAACUAGAAGACUUGUCUUCGAAAACUUCCACGUUUGCCGGGAUAUUCUAUCAGGCAUAGCAUCCAACACCACUCUCCUUCGCCACUUGAACAGUAUCCAUUAUUAUGGACGCCGAUCGCCGGAUCCCUUGAAUUUGUGGGCACCUCCAAUCAUCGAGCCUUCAGAGCAAGAGCUCCGUGAUCUUGCUGCGGACCUUCGUCGUGUCGCUGAAACACGGCAGAUCCAGACAUUCGAAUGGCGCGGGGGACCUCUCACGGAAGAAUAUGCACAUCUAUUCGAAGGUAUUGCUCAAGAGCUGAUCUGGUCGUGA